Messenger RNA from Cryptotermes secundus, 2476 nucleotides. RefSeq lists its product as uncharacterized. The transcript has 4 exons. The record is from RefSeq and is a predicted model, not a curated record. Bases 108 to 1331 code for a protein of 407 amino acids. NCBI's taxonomy places the organism in Eukaryota, Metazoa, Arthropoda, Insecta, Blattodea, Kalotermitidae.
UUGAGUAGGACAGUGGCCACUCCACGCUACGAGCAGCACACCCGCUGCACUCACGGAUGAGUACCGUGGCUUAGAAACGCGAAUUAACUUUAGUUCCAAUUUCGGCCAUGAAUAUUUUGUUCCGUAAACAUUUUCAUGGAGAACCGGAAAGAAAUUAUGGGAAAGUUAGCGGGAAAGUGGGAAAGGGAUUGCAUGGGAAGAGAAGUCGGGAAUCUGGGUAUACUGUGAUGGAGGAACACCACUACCGUACCCACAUCUUCCUGAGUCCUACAGGCGGUGGAUGCUUUGAGUCUGAACCCAUGAGCCAACGCAGACCCUCCGUGACACUCAUGAAGUGGGCUGUGGGUGGUGUCGGCGGUGGGAACAGGCGGAAGGCAAGUGGACGAUCGGACAAUACCUCGCUUCUGGUGUCUGAGGUGCCUACAACAACUGCCAGCAGGCAAGUGAGCUUCAGUAGCGGAACGCGGCAGAGUAACGUCACAGCACCUGCGGUCCAACGGGAACCUGUUACCCUAGCCACACUCAACAAGGACUGCUUUAUCAUCCCCGUGGCUAGCCUGGACAGGUUCCUUCCCGCUGGAGUUCCGUUGCCUUUGGCAGAAAAGGGACCAAGCUUCCUAAAUGUCCUGGAGGUGGAUGACCCUAAGUUAUGUGUACUGCUGCAUCUAAUGACUCCUAUGGAGCCAAUCGAACCUGUUCUUGAAUCACCCUUGGCCCGUCCACUGACCCAACAGAAGACAGCUGCAAGUGAUUUACUUACUGAAGUGGGGUCAGCAAAGACAGCCAUGGAAGGAAUGUUACUUUCCAACAUGGAAAAGAAUGCACAGUUUCCUUUCAUCUCCUACUAUGUCAUCAAUAAAAGUCAGACAGAUCCAGUGGACUUUUUCCGCAACCUUCAAGCAGCAUCACUGCGCAAAUUUGACCCCCGUAACUUGCGUUACACUGCUGCCCAUACCCUAGAUUUAUUCAAUGAAGUGGCAACUAUAGCAAGGCCACCUCUCGACCCAAGCUCAAAGCGUCCCCAUUCCACAACCACAGGUUACAUCAUUUCCAUAUACAAAGUCUUUGAGGGAGAUGAUGGAGAGAAAUUUGAGAAGAACUGGCUCUACUGGACAGGAGCUAGAAUGCUGUAUCGCUACCUACCCAAAUCAGCAGGCUUGAGACGCAUCACAUUACAUAAGUCCAUCUCAAGUGGUGACAAGAUAUACCUCCUUCUGUGUGAGUGUUCAAACUUCUUGGAAAAUCUGUCAGCUGCUGCAUUACUCCUGCCAGCACUCAGGGCUCGGCUGUGUGGCUACACUGGCCUCUACAGAACCACUGCAUCAUUUUGAAUGAGUGUCCUUAUUCAUGCUUAUGGCUGCUGCUGUAAGAAUGGACAGUGUUCAUGUUCAAGGAAAGCACACCAGGUAUCAAUUUCCAUGAAACAUUUACAGAAAAGAGUAGCAGAAUACAUAAGAUUCAUAAAUUUUAAGGUCCAUACACAUUUAAUUUCCUUCCUUUGAUCCUUUCAACCACUGCCCUUAAUGAUCUUAAUAAAAUAAUGAAAGGAAAAAAACAGCAAUAAUGAAAAUUAAAACGUUUAUUGCCAUUUCCAGUGACACAUUAAACUCAUGACUAUCUCACAUAUGCUUCAGCUGUAUGCAGGAACUAUAACUUUGUAGUUUCACCUGCUCAUCAAAAGAACAGAUCCAGCAGAAGAAGUGUUUAACAAUCAUAAUCAUAUUUUCCACACCUUACAAUAUAUUACACACAGUGCAUUCAGACUGCACAUUUAUUAACUAUUCAUCCUAGUAGAGAAUUACACAAAACAAAAUGGCAGUGAAUGUGUUAAUUAAAGGGAAACUUUAAAAAUUAUCUGUCACAGCUCAUAUUUUCAUUAUCAAAAGUGUUGCGUAAUUUAAUCAUAAAUGUGCUGAUCCACAAUAAAUUUGACACCAUAUUAUCAAAUAGGAAAACUCAAGAUUGUCUCACUUCCACAUUUCCUUGUUAAAUAAGUCGCAAAUUCAAGACUUCUCUUAUGAAAUAUCACUAUUAACUGGAUGUUUACUUUUCAAAUAAGGAGUGGCCAAACAUAAUUUUAUAUAUAUUAUAUAAAUAAGAAGUAUGAGGCAAGAGAGUCUUCUGGGAUGUGACAUCAUACAGUCUGGUGGAUAGCCUACCAACAGUUCUGAUGAACCUUUUAUCUCAUCUUCAGUGUAGAAUAUAAUAAGUCAUGUAAGAAAGAUGGUACAUGAUAUAGGGAAGAAGGGAAGGAACCAGGAAUGCAAGUGAGCCAGUGGGAGAUGGUGACCUAAAAGGUCUGUUGCAUCAAUGGGUAAGCAUGGGCAAGAACUGUGAAGGAAGUGAGGCAGCUCACUCUUCUAUUGAGAUGAUGAAUGCAGCAGGUUCCCCUGAAACACACCGGUAUCUGUCUGCCGAAAUAUAUGGCAUCUCAUCCCACUCACCAUUGUGAGAAUUUCAGAUCUCACAAUUUGAA